Lutra lutra (Eurasian river otter) is the source of this 2929-nucleotide messenger RNA. Its product is annotated as double-strand-break repair protein rad21 homolog. Lineage: Eukaryota; Metazoa; Chordata; Mammalia; Carnivora; Mustelidae. Gene Ontology annotation, cellular component: cohesin complex; synaptonemal complex. Gene Ontology annotation, molecular function: protein binding; chromatin binding. Gene Ontology annotation, biological process: mitotic sister chromatid cohesion; synaptonemal complex assembly; replication-born double-strand break repair via sister chromatid exchange. The record is from RefSeq and is a predicted model, not a curated record.
CCCAGCCCGCCCAGCUCCCCGGCGGAGAGCAAGGUUUCCUCCUGUUUCAUAAUCAGCCAGAACAAUGUUCUACGCACAUUUUGUCCUCAGUAAGAGAGGGCCUCUGGCCAAAAUUUGGCUAGCGGCCCAUUGGGAUAAGAAGCUAACCAAAGCCCAUGUGUUUGAGUGUAAUUUAGAGAGCAGUGUGGAGAGUAUCAUCUCACCAAAGGUGAAGAUGGCACUCCGAACAUCAGGACAUCUCUUACUGGGAGUAGUUCGAAUCUAUCACAGAAAAGCCAAAUACCUCCUUGCAGACUGUAAUGAAGCGUUUAUUAAAAUAAAAAUGGCUUUUCGGCCAGGUGUUGUUGACCUCCCUGAGGAAAAUCAAGAAGCUGCUUACAAUGCUAUUACCUUACCUGAAGAAUUUCAUGACUUUGAUCAGCCACUGCCUGACUUAGAUGACAUCAAUGUGGCCCAGCAGUUCAGCCUGAACCAGAGUAGAGUGGAAGAAAUAACCACGAGAGAAGAAGUUGGGAACAUCAGUAUUCUACAAGAAAAUGAUUUUGGUGACUUUGGAAUGGAUGAUCGUGAGAUCAUGAGAGAAGGAAGUGCUUUUGAGGAUGAUGACAUGUUAGUGAGCACUAGCGCUUCUAACCUCCUGUUAGAGCCUGAACAGAGCACCAGCAAUCUGAACGAGAAAAUUAAUCAUUUAGAAUAUGAAGACCAAUAUAAAGAUGACAAUUUUGGAGAAGGAAAUGAUGGUGGCAUAUUAGAUGACAAACUUAUAAGUAAUAAUGAUGGCGGUAUCUUUGACAAUCCCCCCGCCCUGUCUGAGGCAGGUGUGAUGUUGCCAGAACAGCCGGAGCAUGAUGAUAUGGACGAGGAUGAUAACGUAUCAAUGGGUGGGCCUGAUAGUCCUGAUUCAGUGGAUCCUGUUGAACCAAUGCCAACUAUGACUGAUCAGACAACACUUGUUCCAAAUGAGGAAGAAGCCUUUGCUCUGGAACCUAUUGAUAUCACUGUCAAAUAAACAAAAGCCAAGAGGAAGAGGAAGCUGAUUGUUGACAGUGUCAAAGAGUUGGAUAGUAAGACAAUUAGAGCUCAACUUAGUGAUUAUUCUGAUAUUGUUACUACUUUGGAUCUGGCACCACCCACCAAGAAAUUGAUGAUGUGGAAAGAGACAGGAGGAGUGGAAAAACUCUUCUCCUUACCUGCUCAGCCUUUAUGGAACAGCAGACUACUGAAGCUCUUUACACGCUGUCUUACACCACUAGUACCAGAAGAUCUUAGAAAAAGGAGGAAAGGAGGAGAGGCUGAUAAUUUGGAUGAAUUUCUCAAAGAAUUUGAAAAUCCAGAGGUUCCCAGAGAGGACCAGCAGCAGCAGCACCAGCAGCGUGAUGUUAUCGAUGAGCCCAUUUUGGAAGAGCCAAGCCGCCUCCAGGAGUCCGUGAUGGAGACCAGCAGGACCAACAUGGAUGAGUCAGCCAUGCCUCCACCACCUCCUCAGGGAGUCAAGCGAAAAGCAGGACAAAUUGAUCCAGAGCCUGUGAUCCCUCCCCAGCAGGUAGAGCAGGUGGAAAUGCCCCCUGUAGAGCUGCCCCCUGAGGAGCCUCCGAACAUCUGUCAGUUAAUUCCGGAGUUAGAACUUCUGCCAGAGAAAGAGAAGGAGAAAGGGAAGGAGAAAGAAGAUGACGAAGAGGAGGAGGAUGAAGAUGCUUCCGGAGGUGAUCAGGAUCAAGAAGAAAGAAGAUGGAACAAAAGGACUCAGCAGAUGCUUCAUGGGCUUCAGCGAGCUCUUGCUAAAACUGAAGCUGAAUCCAUCAGUUUGCUUGAGUUAUGUCGAAACACAAACAGAAAGCAAGCUGCAGCGAAAUUCUACAGCUUCUUGGUUCUUAAAAAGCAGCAAGCUAUUGAGCUGACGCAGGAAGAACCAUACAGUGACAUCAUUGCAACGCCUGGACCAAGGUUCCACAUUAUAUGAGCAGCUAGAAGCAUUAUAGCUAGUGUGCAUUUCACUAGUGUAUAUGAAUCGCCCCCAUGUGUAGGGCACAUAAAACCCUUUGAGGAAAUUUAGAUUUUUGUCUGUACAAAGUCUCUGCCUUCUUCUUCAUUUUUUUCCAGUAUUUUAUCAAUUUCAUCUUUAAGGGAAACUGCUUAUAUGGAUGUGUUUGUGUUUGUGUUCUGAUGGAGGAAACAGGCACACCCAAGGACCCGGAAGAUCAUUUUAACAGUUGAGAACAGAUGUGUGCAAUAUUGGCGCAUGUAAAUGUCGAGUAGCAGUUGAAAAUCAGAAUUUUUAUCAUAGUUCUCCAUCACCGCAUUGGAAAGGAAAACAUGUCAGGGAAAAAAAGUUUGACAAUUAAGUGUGAGUCUUUGAGAGAAAUAAGUCGUCUUUUCCCACUAGUAACACUGGCAGUCUUGUUAACAGCUGUUUGGGGGAUGGUGCCCAAAACAGACUGUCCUCUUGAGAUACUAUUUUAAAGUGUAAUUCCGUAAUGACCAAGAGGGUGUGUGAAACUGUGCUGUCAACUAAACCCCUUCAGCUACAGAAUGAUAGGCCUUGGUUUAAAAUAUUCUUUGGUAAGUCAUUCCAUUUGAAACUUUUUAAUGAACCUGACUAUCCUAAAAUCUGUUGUUUUGUUUUAGGACGCUCUAAAAUGAGCAGAAGUAGACUUUUUAGAGUAGAAUAUAAAAACGUUUAUAACUUUACAGAAGCUCUAAAUCAAAGUUUUAAAAAGAUGUUUGGAUAUAUUUGAGGACUCAGAUCAUGAAAAUGGAAAUUGCUAUGCCAAUUAAAAGGACAGAUUGAUGGGAAAUGAGACACCUGGUUGACUUAACCCUUAAGCAGACAAUGCUGUUAAUAACUAAUGGCUUCUCUGAUAUUUAUUAUAAGUUUUAGUACUGAUCUUUUCCCAAUGCUGCACACUCCUGUGUUUGAAACUAUUUUAAU